UCGCAACUCUGGUUCGACUACUCGGCCUGCGCCAGGCUGGAGUAAUCGCUGCCAUAACCACUUCACUUUAGACUGUAAACCUAGCUAACUGCACAGGCUGCAGUGGAAGAUGGCAUCCUCGGAACAGUCAGAGCAGAGUGGACCUCCAGGUAGAGAAGACUCUCCACCACGGGAAGCUCUGGUCGCUACAGCGGUGAAGUUCUUGCAGAACCCCAAAGUUCGUCAGAGUCCCUUGGCUACCAGAAAAGCGUUCUUAAAGAAAAAAGGUCUGACCGAUGAGGAGGUGGAGUUAGCUAUCCAGCGCUCUGGCAGUGUUGAGGAAGCACUGGCUCUGAGUCCAUCAGGAUCUCCUCACAUCGUCCACAGCCCAGUGCUCGCUCCUGCAGCCUACAGUCCCCCUGGUUACAGAUGGAGAGACUAUGGUGCCCUGGCCAUCAUCAUGGCAGGAAUGGCCUUUGGCUUUCAUCACCUGUAUCGUAAAUACAUCCUUCCCCUCAUUAUGGGCAGCAAAGAGGACAAGAAGCAUCUGCAGAGGAUCGAGAGCAGCAUCGUCGACAUGAGUGGCACGCUGACACAGACAGUGACUCAGUUGCAGACAACUUUAGCAUCAGUGCAGGAGUUGUUGAUCCAGCAGCAGAAGAAGAUCCAGGAGCUGUCUCAGGAGCUGGCUAACUCUCAUGCUUCCUCCACUACCAACCGCAUGCUGGAGUCGCAGAGCAUCAGCGAGCUGAAGGCUGAAGUCACUUCAUUAAAGGGGCUUUUGCUCAGCAGGAGACAGUUCCCUGCUUCUCCAUCCCUCCCCAAAAUCCCAUCCUGGCAGAUCCCUCUGAAGCCAGGAGCCCUGUCCAACUCUCCUUCGGUCAACCACACCAACAGCAGCAGUGACAUCUCGCCAGUCAGUAACGAGUCAGCCAGUUCCUCUCCUGUCAAAGACGGCCACAGCUCGCAGGGCAGCGUGUCAGGCUCCCAUGGCUUGAAUGGAGAGACCAGUCUGAGCUCCAUACUCGCCCUUGACCUGAAGGACCAGGUUCGUAUGGAGGUGCAAGGUGAGGAGGAGAGGAAAGAAGACAAAGAAGAAGAAGAAGAAGAGGAGGAGGAGGAGGAGGAAGAGGAGGACGAGGAGGACGACGUGACCCAUGUGGACGAAGAGGAGGAGCACCUGAGUGUUCAGACAGAAGACAGGAGAGGUGGAGACGGACAGUUUAACGAGCAGGUGGAGAAGCUGCGGCGUCCUGAGGGGGCCAGCAACGAGAGUGAGGUGGAUUAGGAAAGAGUUUUGCUUUAAAUUCUCUCUUCCUCUGUUUGUUCCCCCCCUUCGCUCUUUAAUUCGAUCACCUCCGUUUUAUUCCGACACACAACCUCAUAGCUCACUGGGACGAAGCAAAUGCAGUGUAAUCUCAUCAUUUGUGUUCAGGGCCUUCAUGUCGUGACUUUUCUGUUCAUCAUACACACUAAAGUAACAGCUCAGACGUUCUAGCGUGCCUGGGCAAGCACAGUACGUAUCAUACAAUGUGGAAUUAGACAGUGACAGAAUUCUGAUCUUCUGUGUAUAAUUAAAAACACUGUAUCCACAGCCAUAGCUCUCAUCAUUUCAGACUUCCCCUGACAAGACAAUAGUAACUGUAGUUUCUGAUAAUGUACAGGAUAAGGUCUGUACUGUAUCCAUACUGUAGAUCCAUGCUAGUUAAUCCAGCUGUAAUUAAUUCAUUCAUUCCAAACGAAAGCCUACAGCAACAAAUCAUGGACACCAAAGAAUCUUUGAAUCUUUGUCACGUGACCUAAUUUCGAGUUUGCGAGCUGCUCUGUAUCACCGUCAGCCUCCAUCUUUCUUGUCUGGACUUUAAACAUCUGUUAGUUUGUCGUUCGCAGCACUCUCUCUCAGCAUAACGUAACGGCGAGCCGCAGCAGCAGCUAGUACGUCUGGGGGAAGUCCUUGUAAUUUCCGAUUAGAGUGAUGAUAGGUUUAUUUCCUGGUGGUGUUGAGAAUUGGAGCACACCGAGGAGCCAGAUAAACACUGUUUUUAAUGCUCUCUGUGUGAGUGAGGACUGCAGACGGAGACAGAAUAACGGUGAAAAGGAGCGCCUCUUCGCUUUGCGUCUCUCCCGUUUCCAACUGGGCAGCUGAUUCGGUUUAUGAAGUAUGUUAAUAAUCAAAUGAUCGACAAAUAACAGAUGUAUUAGUUCAUGCAGCUUGAAAUGUCAAGGAGGCUAAAAUCGCAAAUCUAAUACCGAAAGCCUGUUCUAUUGUAUUAUAUUACAUGACAAAGCCUCCAGUCGAAAUUAUACCGGCCUCCCACAGUGAAUAAUCUUAACAUGAAACGGUGCCGGGGCUUUGUAAUUAAACCAUGUAAAACAAUGGAUGCUUCAGCAGAGGUGCAGACAGAGUCGGGCUUCUCUCUUUGUGGGUCUUUUUCUGUCCAAGUCCUGAAGAAAAAGGAAAAAAAAAAAAAAAAGCCCACAGCUGAUGCAAAUGGAGAGUAACGUAUGAAUACUUAACUAAUAGAAUUACUCAUUCGCCAGCUGAUGAGAAAAAAACGAGAAAGAUCCUGGAGAGAGAAUUAGAGACGUCUGCUCCAUUCUGACAUUUUCACUUUUAACAAAUGGCCUUCAGAGUAAUGCGAUUAUGGCCCGAGCAGGUGAAGCGUUGUGGGCUGUGGCAGCGGGUGCUGAGCCGCCCCACCACGGAGGAUCUCCGCCUGCCUGAUGACAUGCAUCUCAUUAUGGUCUAGAUUAGAGAUGGCUUAUACCGAUGGACUAUAAAGAGGUAUUCCUGUGCUAUAGGAUAGUGAAUAAGAACCUUUAUUCAUCUGAUAUACUGUAAUACCAGGUUAUAAUAUAAAAGGCUUACUAAUAACUAGAAAAAAUGGAGGGAAUCGGGUUGAGCAUUAAUAGUGAGUGGGAAGAAGCCUGGAAAGUAGUGGUACAUACCAUAAGCGUGUGUGCACUCGUUCAUGUUGCGUACUCAUCCAUGUGAACUUGGAAGAACUGAUACAGUCUUCAUACUGUACCGCUCGGUGGCAAAUAUCGCGAGUGUGUUGCAAUGAAAUCCUGUUAAAGCAAUUUUAAGAGAGAGAAUGUAAAUAUUUGUAAUAAAAUUGAUUUAACACCUGCUU
Molecule: messenger RNA, 3113 nt
Organism: Hemibagrus wyckioides
Lineage: Eukaryota; Metazoa; Chordata; Actinopteri; Siluriformes; Bagridae
Gene: pex14
Product: peroxisomal biogenesis factor 14
Exons: 9
Coding region: 110-1267 (385 amino acids)
Biological process (GO): protein import into peroxisome matrix, docking
Cellular component (GO): peroxisomal membrane; peroxisomal importomer complex
Molecular function (GO): signaling receptor binding
Source: RefSeq, a predicted model, not a curated record